AUGGAUAAAUCCAAAGAAUAUACAGAAAAAAAAAUAGAAUCCACUUUUGUCAUAGUUGGAGGUGGUAUAGCUGGAGUAUCUUGCGCUGAGGGAUUGAGUUUUCUUGUUCCAGAAGAAAGUAUAAUCCUAAUUACUGCUAGUCCUUUGGUAAAAGCCGUGACAAAUAUAGUUCCGUUAGGCAAAACAUUGAUGCAUUUUGAUGUAGAAGAGAAAAGUGCAACAACCUUGAAUGAGAAAUAUAAGAUGUUAAAAGUGAUUCAUGAUACUGUAGUGAAAAUUGAUAUUACUGGAAAAUUAGUAGAAAUUAGCAAUGGAAAGAUCAUAAGUUUCAAAAUGUUAUGCCUUUGUACUGGUGCAAAACCGAAGUUGAUUGCAGAAAACAAUAACCUUGUUGUAGGUAUUCGUGAUACAGAAUCUGUACUACAGUUUUCUCAUAAGCUUAAAAAUGCGAAAAGAAUCAUAAUUGUUGGUAAUGGAGGAAUUGCUACCGAAAUUGUACACGAAAUUAAAGGCGUGGAAAUAAUCUGGGUAAUUAAAGAUAAACACAUUUCCGCAACCUUUGUCGAUCCUGGAGCCGCCGAAUUUUUUUUAAAUAAGAUUUAUUCUAAAUCCGAUAUGUCAGAAAAUAAAGAUACGCCAACCAAAAGAAUGAGAUAUGUAGUGUCAGAUACUGCACCAGUUAAAAACGGAGCUGCUCUUGGUCCAGAUUGGCAUAACAACUUUGACAUGAGCAGUACACUUUUUACAUCUACCAAUGUACAAGUCGAGUACGAGUGUGAAAUAUCGAAAAUAUUUACUUCCGAUGAGCAAAAACAGUUCAACUCUAUAGAAAAAUGGCCAAUAUACGCACAAUUAACGAAUGGUAAAAUUAUCGGGUGUGAUCUUAUUAUUUCAGCAACAGGUGUUAUUCCAAAUUCCGACAUACAUGGAUUAGAAGACCUUAAAAAAGGAGAGGAUGCUGGAUUAUUAGUAGAUUGGAAGUUAGAAACUUCAAAGAAAGAUAUUUAUGCUGCCGGAGAUGUGUGUACUGCAGACUGGCCAAAAGCAAAGCAUUGGUUUCAGAUGAGACUUUGGACACAGGCCCAUCAAAUGGGUCGUUAUGCUGCAAAGACAAUGGUCGCGAAUUUAAAAAACGAAGAAUUCUUGCAAGACUUUUGCUUCGAACUCUUCACUCAUGUGACUAAAUUUUUUUCUUACAAAGUUAUCUUACUCGGCUUGUACAAUGGACAAACUUUGGAAAAAAAUUAUGAGAUACUUUUGCGAAUCACCAAAGAUCAAGAAUAUAUUAAAAUUAUUCUACAAGAUGGCAAAAUGCAGGGCGCAGUACUCAUCGGGGAAACAGAUUUGGAGGAAAUGUGUGAAAAUUUGAUACUUGAUCAGUUAGACUUAAGUAUAUAUGGAGAAGAUUUAUUAAAUCCUAAUAUUGACAUUGAAGAUUAUUUUGAUUAAGGUAAACUAUUAAUUUGUUAAUAUAUGUAUUUAUCUUAA
Molecule: messenger RNA, 1488 nt
Organism: Cataglyphis hispanica
Lineage: Eukaryota; Metazoa; Arthropoda; Insecta; Hymenoptera; Formicidae
Gene: Pyroxd1
Product: pyridine nucleotide-disulfide oxidoreductase domain-containing protein 1
Exons: 1
Coding region: 1-1449 (482 amino acids)
Molecular function (GO): flavin adenine dinucleotide binding; oxidoreductase activity
Source: RefSeq, a predicted model, not a curated record